This is a messenger RNA of Fonsecaea nubica, 1332 nucleotides long. RefSeq lists its product as hypothetical. The coding region runs from base 1 to 1332 and encodes 443 amino acids. The transcript has 3 exons. The record is from RefSeq and is a predicted model, not a curated record. Lineage: Eukaryota; Fungi; Ascomycota; Eurotiomycetes; Chaetothyriales; Herpotrichiellaceae. Gene Ontology annotation, molecular function: oxidoreductase activity, acting on the CH-CH group of donors; flavin adenine dinucleotide binding.
AUGUCGUCGUCGAACGUCAUCACCCCCCUCUCCGAACCGCCCUGGCUCGCGGGCAUGCCCUCGCCAUACUACCAGGAGAAGCACAAGCGGUUCCAAAAGGCAUGUCGGGCGUUCCUGGAGGAGCACCUCAUCCCCUACGCCAUGGAGUGGGAGCGCGAGGAGACGGUGCCGGACCACCUCUUCGAGACCUUCCGCGACGCCAACAUGCUGAUCCCCAACCUGCCGGCGCCGCUGCCCGUCGAGUGGCUCCACAAAGUGGGCAUCCACGACAUUCUGGGCACCCCGAUCGAGGAGUGGGAUUACCUGCACACGGGCAUCUACCUGGACGAGAUGGCGCGAGCUGGUGUCGGCGGCCCAGGCGCCUCCAUGACUGCCGGUCAUGCUUUUGGUAUACCCGCCAUCCUCAAGUUCGGCGACAGGGCCCUGCACGAGAAAUUCCUCUACGACCUCCUCCCCGGCAAGAAGCGAGCAUGCAUCGCCAUCACCGAGCCCAGUGCCGGAAGUGACGUGGCCAACAUCCAGACAACGGCGAAGAAGACGGCAGAUGGGAAACACUACAUUAUCAAUGGACAAAAGAAAUGGAUCACCAACGGAUACUGGUCAGACCUCGCCGCCAUGGCCGUUCGGACGGGCGGUCCCGGCGCCUCGGGUCUGAGCAUGAUCGUGUGCCCGUUGAAAGGGUACCCGGGCGUGACGAUGCGUCGGCUCAAAGUGGCCGGGCAAAUCAGCGCCGGCACGACCUUUAUCGAGCUGGACGACGUCAAGGUGCCCGUGGAGAACCUCAUCGGCGAGGAAGGCAUGGGCAUGCGCUACGUCAUGACCAACUUCAACCACGAGCGGCUGACCAUCGCGGUGGGCGUGACGAGACAGUCGCGUGUGGCCCUGGCGGCGGCGUUUGAGUACGUCAUGAAACGCGAAGCGUUUGGCAAGGCCCUGAUCGAGCAGCCCGUGGUGCGGCACCGGCUGGCCAAGGCGGCCGCGGAGCUCGAGUCGAUGCAGGCCUGGGUCGAGCAGUUCCUGUACCAGAUGACACAGCUCCCCAAGGCCGAGGCGGACUUGAAGCUCGGCGGCCUGACGGCGCUGGCCAAGGCCAAAGCCGGCAUCGUCUUCAACGAGUGCGCCCAGACGGCCGUGCUGCUGUUCGGCGGCAACGGCUACACGCGCACGGGACAGGGCGAGAUCGCCGAGCGCAUCUACCGCGAGGUCCCCGGCGCCCGGAUCCCGGGUGGCAGCGAGGACGUCAUGCUCGACCUGGCCAUUCGGCAGCUGGUCAAGAACUACCGCAACGCGAUCAAUGCGUUGGAGCGGCCGAGCGGCAGCAGUAAGCUGUAG